GCCCCUAGCGCGCAAGCGCGCCGAAGAUGAACUCGCCCGGGGAGACAGUUCCCCCUUUCUAGUAACUUCCCUGAUUCGGAUCGUCAUCAGUGCGCGCCGCGGGUGAGUUGGGUUGUUUCUGUCCGCCGCUUUAGGACUGAGGCCGCGGCGCGGAGGACUCGCCAGGAACCGUGUGGUUGGAGCGAGUCGGGCCCUACCUGCCAUGUCGGAGAGUGCGGAGAGUUCUGCGGAGACCCACAGCUCCUCUGAGUCCUCCGCUCAGAGCUUCGCUGCUGCCGAGCCGCGGAUCAUCAAAAUCACGGUGAAGACUCCCAAGGAGAAGGAAGAGUUCGCUGUGCCCGAGACCAGCAGCAUCCAACAGUUCAAGGAAGAAAUCUCUAAGCAUUUCAAGUCCCACACUGAUCAACUUGUUUUGAUAUUUGCUGGAAAAAUUUUAAAAGAUCAAGAUACUUUGAUUCAGCAUGGGAUUCACGAUGGACUCACUGUUCACCUGGUCAUCAAAAUGCAAAACAGAUCACAAGACCAUCCGGAUCAACAAACGCACACCACUGGCAGUAUUGCUACCACAUCAAUAUCGAGCAGUAAUACCUCAACACCAACUUCAACAAAUAUCAAUUCUUUUGCCUUGGGUGGCCUUGGAGGUUUGACAGGCCUGAGUAGCCUGGGUUUAAAUGCAUCAAAUUUUUCAGAGUUGCAAAGUCAGAUGCAACGACAACUUAUGUCCAACCCAGAAAUGAUGGUUCAGAUAAUGGAAAAUCCAUUUGUUCAGAGCAUGCUUUCAAAUCCUGACUUGAUGAGACAGUUAAUUAUGGCUAACCCUCAAAUGCAGCAACUGGUACAGAGAAAUCCAGAAAUCGGUCACAUGCUGAAUAAUCCAGAUAUAAUGAGACAGACACUAGAACUUGCUAGAAACCCUGCAAUGAUGCAGGAAAUGAUGCGAAACCAAGACCGAGCCUUGAGCAACCUUGAAAGCAUACCAGGUGGCUACAAUGCCUUGCGACGUAUGUACACAGAUAUUCAGGAGCCAAUGUUGAAUGCAGCUCAGGAACAGUUUGGAGGUAACCCAUUUGCUUCCUUAGUAAGCAAUGCAUCAUCAGGAGGGGACAGUCAGCCAUCUCGUACAGAAAAUAGAGAUCCUUUACCAAAUCCCUGGGCUCCUCAGUCCAGCUCUCAGAAUUCCACAAGUACCAGCACCAGUGGUGAGAACAGUGGCAGCAGUAAUGUCGGAAAUAGCACCUCUGCUAGUAUGGGACAGAGCUCAACUAUACCAAAUUUGGGAUCUGGACUAGGAGUUGGUAUGUUCAACACACCAGGAAUGCAGAGCUUGUUCCAGCAGAUAACAGAAAAUCCACAACUUAUGCAAAAUAUGUUGUCUGCACCCUAUAUGAGAAGCAUGAUGCAGUCAUUGAGCCAGAAUCCUGAUCUUGCAAUACAGACGAUGUUGAAUAAUCCUUUAUUUGCUGGAAAUUCUCAACUUCAGGAGCAAAUGAGACGACAGCUUCCUACUUUGUUUCAACAAAUGCAGAAUCCUGACACGUUAUCAGCUAUGUCAAACCCUAGAGCAAUGCAGGCUUUGCUACAGAUUCAGCAGGGCUUGCAGACAUUAGCAACGGAAGCACCAGGACUUAUACCAGGAUUCAAUCCUGGUUUAGGUGGAUUGGGAAGCACUGGAGCUCCUACAGGGUCCACUGUACCUAGUUCAAUUCCCAGUGAAAAUACAAGUCCAACAUCAGGGGCCACUGAUCCUGGUCACCAGCAGUUUGUCCAACAAAUGUUGCAAGCACUUGCUGGUGCAAAUGCUCAGCAGUUACAAAAUCCAGAAGUUAGAUUUCAGCAACAACUGGAGCAGCUGAGUGCAAUGGGCUUUUUGAACCAUGAAGCAAACUUACAAGCUCUGAUAGCAACAGGAGGAGAUAUCAGUGCAGCUAUUGAAAGGCUACUUGGUGCUCAGCUUUCAUAGCACUGUUUCUUUAACUUGAAAAAAUGUAAUUUAUUUUUGAUAACAGCUCUUAAAUCUUUAAAACAGUUGCUUUAUUUCAUUCUGACUCUUGUGUUUUCCUUGUUAUAACUAAGUCAUGCAUUUUAAGGUCAAGUGCAGUAGUUUUCUUCAAAUAGGGAAUUGAUGCAUUUUCACUCAGUUGUUGUGUGCAUCACUUUUGUUCUUCAUUAUUUCUUAAUUUUUUGGAACAAUAUCAGCUUUCACAGUUGAUUGAGUAGGUUUUGUCUGACUUGCAACUGUCCAAUUUAUUUACUACUAAACCAUUAGCCUUCAGUAGUAAUUUAUGUAGGAUACAAAUUCAAAAGGAAACAAUUGAAAGCUAUAACAUGUGGGUACCAGUGCUGCUUAUGAUGAUUUCGGCAUGUAUUUUUUCUGCUAGAAAAAUGCUGUAAAAUUUAUACCACUUUGAGUAAUCUACCAUUUUUGCUUUUAUUUGUAUGAAGUAUAAACACGACAUAUACAAUGAAGACAUCUCAUUUCUAUAAAUUUAUACAUUGCAAUAGAAUGAAAUUAUAAGUAACCAAAAAAGACCAGGGGAAAAAAAAGUAUGAAGACAUGGGGUUUAGUGUAGAAUCUUCCAGCAUAUUAGGUAAACAUCUCAGAAAAAAUGCUUAGGCAAGUUCAUUUAAAAUAUAUUAGAAUUACUGUUCUAGUUAUAUCUUCACAUCUAGCCAUAAAGAAACUUGCACUGUAACAUUGUCUCAUCGCAACAUUGUUACAGGUUAACUGUAAAUUACCUUUGUGCAAAUUAAAGGAGCACUGCCUUGUGCUCUGAAAAGGUUUCUAAGGCAUUUUGGCUUGUUCCAUUGAGAUUCUAACAAGCAUUAUGAUUUUUAGAUGGAAACAUUACUUUCAGCCAUUGUCAUGUGAUAUUCUAAUUAUUUUAACCACCAUGAAAAAAAAUACUGUAUAUCUCUUGAGUUUUUAUUGGUAGUUACCUCUCGUGCACAGGUAAUAAACUAAUUUAAAAGUAUUUAAGCAUCUUGUUUCAGUGUGUUUGCAAUGGGUGAUUAUCCAGCAUUCAAGAUGACCCAAGAUGAUUGAAGUGUCAGCUCUGGGACUAUUUACAGACUUUGGGCUAAGAUUAACAAACAAUACUUGGAGUAUAAAGUGGAGGACAGAGAGGAAGGCUCAUAUGAUACUGAAGACUGUUUAGAUAAAGUGAAAGUAGUGAAAUAAAGCAUUCUGCUGUGUGUUACAGAAUAGCACUUACUUUUUAUUGGUCUUUGGUGUCAGUGUAAUUGUGAACAUUCUGAUUUAAUUCUUGUAUUUCAUUAGACACUUCAUCUGAACAAUCUUUUGGUACAUAUAUAAAGCCAGUUUGUUCUAAAAAAACAUUGCUUGCAAAUGGUUUAAACUUACUGGUCUUGACUCAAAAUUGUUAAUAAGUUAAAUGAAACAAAUUUAUAAUGGGAUAUAAAGGAGGGCGUUGAGCACACUUUCUUUUACAUACAAUGAAAUUAAUAAAACUUGGCAAAACCAAGCAUGCAGAUUUUACAGGGAGUAACUGUGUUGUAUUCUUCUCUCAGAAGUUUUUACUGUCCAGUAAUCUUGGCUCUUACUUCAGCAGUAAGUAAAUAGAUCAAAUACUGCUGAUGCACAGUGCUGCGUAACGUUCAAGAAAAUAUAUUGGUUGGCAGACCUCUCUGCCUCUAGAUCAAAGUCUCAUAGAUAAGCAACAUAGAAUAUUAAACAAAUAAAACAAUUAAAAUAGAAUCUCAUGGUGAUUUGAGUUUUAUAUGAUCAAAGCUUUUAAAAAUACUUAAAGUGUGGAUAGGAAAUUAUUAUUACUUUUAUUUCUUAGUCAAUGAUAGUAAACAUGCAAGGCACUAGACCUUCGUAGUGCCUCCUGUUUGGGUAAGUAUCUUUCACUGCGUUGAGUUUGAGGCUCUUAGGGAAGUGAUAGCAAGUAGUUUCUGUAGAAUAAUCACUACUUUUUAACAAUUACUUUUAGGAUCUUCAAAGUAACUAAUUCAACUUGACCUUAUAGCAUGCCCUAUAGGAAGUUUGCUUUAAAAAAGUGAGAUAUCUAGUAAUUCAGAAGGUAUAUCCUUCUAAGAAUACAAUCCAUAACUUGCAAAAAGGCCACUGUCAAAUGGAAAGGGAAAAGCUGAAGUAGGGAGGGGAGAGACUUUUGCCAAGCUUUGCUAAGGUAUUGAAUCUUAACUCCAUUGAACAUUCUUUUGAGACAAGAUCCAGUUCACCUAUGUAAGUAAAACAGAGAUGCGAUAUUUUAAGUCAAAUUCAAUUAGAAUUUAAGAAAAAGUAGAAUUUGACCUAAACUGUACAAUGAACCAUUGAGCUAAGUUGAGAUACAAUUAAUAAUUAAUUUAACUAUGUAACUACUGUCAACUAGUAAUAACAAUUAGUAACUGAGUAGUGGUAAAACACUGAGACAUAUUUAGUGUAUAAGGACUUUUGGUUUUGUAGGAGAAGACCUUAAUUGUUAAAAGUGGCAGUAGAUGAAACAAGGUUUGUAAUAGGGGUAAAAAUGUAUUGUGUUCAUUAAUAAAAGAUACAUCACACUUGGUUUAAUGGCAUAAUAGAAUGUUUGUUUGCACACUCUCUCGCCACUGUCUCUCUAGUCUUUUAGGCACUCACUUUUGAAGAUGUCCAAUUUCUUGUUGGUUAUAAAGGUUUGAAACAUAAUAUUACUGCUUGGUAAAUAUGUCAUGCAGCUGCUUUCCUAUCACUGUAGUUUCCUGAAUUAUUUAGUUAUAUUGUGUCUAAAAAAAAUAAGCAUAAAUUUGCAUUUAAUAGUGAGUAUAUUCAAAAAGUUCUUUGCUUGUAGAAUGGUAUACUGGGAAAAUAGGAAGACUUCAUUAAAAGCAAAGGUACCACAAGAGGUUGCCUUUGCUUUAAUUUUCAUAGUGACUAAAUUUGCAUGGCAAAGUUAAAAAUAAUAAUCUAUGCUAACUGUAUAUGGCGAUGAUUCUGUUCAGGUCUGACUUGUAGAAUCUUACAUAAACUAUCUAUAGAGUUUUCAUGAAGUUAAGCUAAAGAGGCAUCUCUUGUUUAACAAGGACUUUAAAAACCCUUUUGUCAAUUCAAAAGAGGAUUUUAACCUUAAAUUUUGUGAGUUAUGUAACUGACUAUAUUUAGAAGUUUCUGAUCACAAAAAAAGUUGAAAUAUGUAUUUGAAGUUGCUUGAUCUUAGGUUUUAAAGCAGCUGUAUGAAAACCUAUCCAUAAGUGUAUAUUGGACUGGGUAUAGGCUGAGAUGGAAGCGUGAAGUAAGAUAACACACAGGUACCCCCAAAAUGCCAGGCAGUGGAAGGAUUGCAGGAAAAUAUUUCCGAAGUUGAGAACACUAGACUUAGAAGCAAAUUCCUAAUGGCGCUUCAAACACACCGGGCCUGAGAAAAGACACUUGCUGAUGUCAAAGUCCCUCUCAAUGUAGCUAGAUCGGCAGUUAUGUGGAAGCAGCACAUGCCAUCAGGCUCAAACAGUGCACGUAGCAGUGAAACAGAAGGCAGCAUAGCAGCAAUUGGACUGGGUAAGUUCUCAGGUGCAAACACACUGCAGGUGCUCUAUAUCUACUGCAUGGAGAACAUUAAUAAGAUCUCCUCUUGGUCUUCUCCAGGCUAAACAGGCCCAGUUCCAUCAGCCUUUCCUUGUAAGUGAGAUGCUCCAGUCCCCUAAUCAUCUUUGUAGUCCUCCACUGGACUUGCUCCAAGAUCUCCAUGUCCCUCUUGUACUUAGGAGCCCAGAACUGAACACAGUACUCCAGAUGUGGCCUCACCAGGGCUGAGUAGAGGGGCAGGAUCACACAAUUUCAGUGUGCACAGAUGGAAGUCAGCCAACCCUGUUGAUGCCUUAGAAUUUUUAAGAUUUGUAGCAAAUAUGGAUUUUUAGUAUGGCUGCAAAGUUUCUCACACUUUAGAAUAGCAGUUGACAGUUCCUAAACCCUGUUCUCACGCUUCAUAUUGAAUUUUCUAAAUUCUUUAGGUUUGUGUAAUGUUCUUCUCAAGGAAAAAGACUCUAGCAAACACAUCUUGUUUAGGACAUAUGCACCUGGACCGGGAAAAUAAGAUAUCAUUGUAGCCAAAGCAACCUUGAAGGCCCAGAAACCUUGGAGAAGCUCCAAAGACAAUGAGGAGGAGGAGGAGGAGGAAAAAAGGGAUCUUGAGACCUCCAACUCAAUUCUGGGGAGGCCUGCCGGGGGGGCAGAUUUGGGUAGAAUCUGAGGGCAGAUAGUUCUCGGAUUGGAUGGAUUAGUACUAUAAAAUUGUAGAAUCCCUGGACACAGGGGUUGCGCCUAUGUAUUGUGUGCACCUGAAGGCCUUCAUUAAAGGACUGCUCUCUAUCUUAUCUAUACUAAUAUUGUUUGGAGAAUUUUUCUUCCAUUUUAGGCAUCACUGCGAUU
Molecule: messenger RNA, 6364 nt
Organism: Pseudopipra pipra
Lineage: Eukaryota; Metazoa; Chordata; Aves; Passeriformes; Pipridae
Product: ubiquilin-1-like
Exons: 11
Coding region: 203-1960 (585 amino acids)
Biological process (GO): ubiquitin-dependent protein catabolic process
Cellular component (GO): cytosol
Molecular function (GO): polyubiquitin modification-dependent protein binding
Source: RefSeq, a predicted model, not a curated record